Molecule: messenger RNA, 1716 nt
Organism: Clonostachys rhizophaga
Lineage: Eukaryota; Fungi; Ascomycota; Sordariomycetes; Hypocreales; Bionectriaceae
Source: the annotation of a GenBank genome assembly
AUGGCCGACCAAGUUGACCUCGAGAGGGCUAUGACCCGUGACAGCGCAAUUCCAGAUGAUGGCGCGAGCAUAUCUCAGGUGUCUACAUCUGAGAGUCAGGAAGUAGACGACAUCCUGGACGGCCACCGCCCGUGCUUGCGUGAGAUGAGAUCUUACACCGCAAGAUCAAAAUGCCAGAGCAGGAAUGAGCCAGGGUUAAAGAACACAAUGAGUCUUGUCCCUGAGCCAUCUCGGUUGGAGAGCGUCAUCUCGCGCAUUCGAUCACGUCCCCUGCCGGAGUUCUCCCAUCCCAUGACCAGCAAACCAACCACGAAGGAUUUCAUCGUUGACUUUGACGGUGCAGAUGAUCCGUAUCAUCCAAUUAACUGGCCCACGCACAAAAAGAUCCUGACAACACUACUCUAUGGCAUGAUCACCAUGUCAGCGACUUGGGCUUCCUCGUCGUAUUCUGCGGGCACAGACCUGAUUGCCAAGGAAUUCCAUGUCUCGCCGCAAGUCGCUACCCUGGGAACGACUCUGUAUCUCUUUGGCUUUGGACUUGGCCCAUUACUUUGGGCUCCGUUAAGUGAAGUAUACGGUCGAAGAUUGCCGGUCCUCACGCCCAUGUUUGUUGCCAUCUGUUUUAGCUUUGCAACAGCAACGGCAAAGGAUCUCCAGACAAUCAUGCUGACACGUUUUUGGGGGGGCUUUUUCGCUUCAGCGCCUAUGACGAAUACUGGGGGUGUUCUUGGUGAUCUAUUCUCCCCAGCUUGGAGAGGUGUUGCACUAGCUGGGUAUUCCAUGGCUAUUGUUUGCGGGCCUGCUCUAGGACCCGUCAUUUCCACAAUCGUUGCUCAACAGCCCUCGUUGGGUUGGAGAUGGACCGAGUAUCUCACGGGUAUUCUCCAAGCAGUCAUUUUGUCUAUUGCGGCGAUAUUCAUCGACGAAAGCUAUCCUCCCAUUCUCCUCGUCCAAAAGGCCCAGAACCUACGUCACGAGAGUGGGAAUUGGGCACUUCAUGCACAGUUCGAGGAGUGGCAGAUCUCAUUCUCACAACUGGCGCGUAAAUUUUUGAUCAGACCUAUCCAAAUUCUCCUGACACCAAUUUGUCUGCUUAUGACGCUAUAUGCCAGUUUUGUUUACGGUAUUCUGUAUAUGCAAUUGGGUGCAAUCCCAAUCAUCUUUCAAGAGGUGCGAGGGUGGCACCCGAUUCCAGCUGCGUUGCCGUUCCUAUCCAUCAUUAUAGGUGCCUCCAUUGGUUGUGGCAUCAAUAUUUACAAUCAAUUCCGGUACAACAAGGCAUAUUAUGCCGCAGGAAACAAGGCUGUUCCGGAGAUGCGUCUUCCGCCCAUGAUGAUAGGCUCCUUCUUAUUCUGCGCAAGUCAGUUCCUUAUCGGUUGGACAUCUGGCCCCAUGACCAGUUGGGUAGCUCCAUGCAUCGGGCUUAUCAUGCUGGGCACCGGCUUUUUCACCAUCUUCCAAGCAGCGCUCAACUACCUUGUCGACACCUUUCAUGUAUAUGCAGCUUCGGCCAUCGGCGCCAACACGUUUCUCCGAUCGUGUGUUGCCAGUGUUUUGCCGCUGGUUGUCGGCCCUCUGUAUCAUAACCUGGGUGUCGGUCCCGGAUCAAGCAUCACGGGAGGGGUUGCCGCGCUGCUGAUUCCUGUUCCUUUUGCUUUUUACAUUUAUGGUGCGAAGUUGAGGUCAGCUUCGGGGUGGUCCAGUGGAAAAAUUUGA